AUGAAGGAUACAGAGUCAGUCGAUGAGUUCGCUGGAAAGCUAUCAGAUAUCGCAUCGAAGACCGCUGCCCUAGGGGAGGAGAUUGAAGACACGAAGCUUGUGAAAAAGUUUCUAAAGUGCUUACCUCGAAAGAAGUUUGUACACAUUGUUGCAUCGCUUGAGCAAGUGCUGGAUCUCAAAACUACAACCUUUGAAGAUAUCACGGGUCGACUUAAAGCGUUUGAAGAACGUGUUGCUGAGGAUCAGGACGAACAAGAGGAUCAAAGCAAGCUAAUGUAUGCCCACGCAGAUUCACAGACGGGUGAAGCAUAUCGUGAGUCUAGUGGUGGUGCAAACAGAGGCAGAGGUCGUGGAGGAAACAGAGGAAGAGGUCGUGAAAGAGGCAAUGGAACAAGGGAUAUGUCGGAAGUAGAGUGCUUCCGAUGUGACAAGUUUGGUCACUAUGCCUCGAAGUGCCCUGAUCGAUUGCUCAAGCUCAAGCUGCAGGAAGCACAAGAAGAUGAGAUCGAAGACACAGAAAAGGCAGACAAGCUUAUGAUGCAUGAGGUUGUUUACUUGAAUGAGAAGAAAGUUGUUCCAAGUAAGUAUGAGGAGGAUCGAGAAGAUGAUAACGUUUGGUACCUCGACAAUGGAGCUAGCAAUCACAUGACAGGAGAUCGACGUUAUUUCUCAAAGCUGGAUGAAUCUAUUACGGGAAAGGUCAGGUUCGGAGAUGAUUCGCGUAUCGACAUAAAGGGAAAAGGUUUGAUCGAGUUCAUCGAUCGUAACGGUGAAGCAAGAACCAUGGCCGAUGUUUACUUCAUCCCAGACUUGAGAAGCAACAUCAUCAGCCUCGGACAAGCAACUGAGUCAGGUUGUGAUGUAAGAAUGAAGGAAGAGUUCCUAACAAUGCACGAUGCCAAAGGAAAGCUCCUUGUUAAGGCAACCAGAGGAGGAAACCGGCUAUACAAAGUUCGUAUGGGAAUAAGAAACACCAUGUGUCUAAUCUCGGAUGCGAUGAGUGAAUCAUCGAGGUGGCACGCAAGACUAGGGCAUGUAAAUCUAGACACAAUGAAGCUAAUGGUGCAGAAGAAGCUUGUUGUGGGAGUUCCUGAAGCAGCAAGACAGGCGUGGACAAGUUUGAUUGUUAUAGAAGAAUUCAAGAAGGAGAUGUCAUCAAAGUUUGAGAUGAGUGAUCUCGGAAGGUUAACAUAUUAUCUCGGGAUAGAAGUACAACAAGACAGUGACGGGAUAACACUAAGCCAAAGACGAUAUGCUUUGAAGAUCUUAGAGGAAGCCGGGAUGAUGAGCUGUAAUCCAGUCCAUACACCAAUGGAGGCUGGUUUAAAGCUGUCUAAAGCAACAGGAGAAAAGGACAUUGAUGCUAUGGCCUACAGGAAGAAUGUUGGCUGUCUACGUUACCUACUACACACAAGACCAGAUCUCUCGUAUUGUGUGGGAGUACUUAGUCGUUAUAUGCAGAAUCCAAAGGAAUCUCACGGAGUGGCGAUGAAGCAGUGCUUGAGGUACUUACGUGGAACCACUACUCUUGGGUUAACCUUCAAGCGAUCGUCUGCAAACGCGACAAGACUGGUAGGUUACAAUGAUAGCAGUCACAAUGUAGACCCAGAUGAUGGUAAGAGCACAACCGGGCACGUGUUCUACCUUGGAGAGAGCCUAAUCUCGUGGUGUUCUCAGAAGCAGGACACAGUGGCAUUGUCGUCGUGUGAAGCAGAGUUCAUGGCAGGGACAGAGGCGGCAAGAUAG
Messenger RNA from Microthlaspi erraticum, 1746 nucleotides. NCBI's taxonomy places the organism in Eukaryota, Viridiplantae, Streptophyta, Magnoliopsida, Brassicales, Brassicaceae. The record is from the annotation of a GenBank genome assembly.